CCCUGCCCCGCCGCGCCGCUCCUGGCUCCGGUUCCGCGCGGGUGGGCCCCGCUCCUCGGCACGGAGCCUCCCGCAGAGCCCCGUUCCGGGUGGGGAGCACGGGGCGCUGCGUGGGUCGUCCCGCUCCCCACCUUCCUCUCGGCUUAUCGAGAGACGGGCCCUGACCCGGGGCUGCACAGGGCCGUCCGCACCUUAGAGGGGAACCGCGGGCCGGAGAGAAGGAAGCGCUUAUCUCCCCGUUAGCUUCGCUGCUGCAGGUAGGAGCGAUGAUAGGCUCGAUCCCGUGGGCAGAGCCAGCAAGGCGAGGCUGCGCUUUCAAUCCCAAGAGAGGUGGUGGGAUGUAGGGCACAGGGGGGAUGCAGGGUGCGGUGGGAUAGUCGGUAUGGAGGGAUGCAGAAUGUAGGAUACAGGACAUGGCGGGAUGCAGGAUGCAAUGGGAUGCGCUGGGCUGAGCGCUGUCCAUCCAGGAGCACCCCGGCCACCCCCGUGCUGGGGCGGAGCUGCGUUACCCAGGGGCCGGUUCUCACCGCGUUAAGCCCUGAGCGCUGCUCUGCGGACCGAGCUGUAAGCAUUCCCACAGUCCGUGGUGGGGCUGCGGCGGUUCAGCCAUCACUUUAUGUUUUUCCACCCCUUAUGUGCAGCCAGGAUGAGGGGGAGCCCCACCUGUUGCCCGCACACGCUUUCCCCUCUGCUGCUCCUCUUGUUUCAUAGAAACCCCAAGUGCUUUUUCACAGAAACCCCAGACUGUUCCUCUCGCUUUGACUUGAGCCCAUUUCUUACAACUUAGCCUGCACGAAUAGCAAAAGAUACAGCCCAGUCCACAGAACAGAUCUGUGCUCAGCUCCGUUUCUGCAGCGCUGGGUUUUCUGCAGAUGCCACAGAAACUUGCCGGGAGCCCCUGAGUGCUGACAGCGUGUGCGUGCGGUGCUGCUGGCUGGAAGGGCUGGCGGCAGCUGCUCUGAGCAUAAUUAAAAUAAUGGCCGGGCAUUUGCAUAGAAACCUUCCUUGUGAGGAACGCUCUUCCUCAGAGCUGAAUCAUCCGUGUCUCCCUCCGUCAGGUUGGGUUGUGGAGCUGGCACAACAAUUUUAGUAGUAGAAAGGCGAUUAACCUGUAAUAACAGCCUCAAAUGAAUUAACGAGCGAGGGGGGCUGACAGGAGAUCAGGGCCAUUGUUGUAGGCUCCGCUGAGUCAGCACAGCCUGACUUUGUCUCACCACAUCACCUCUGUGGGCAGAAACACCGCUAACCCCGGGCGCUUCGGUGGGAAAUAGCGAUGUUUGCAGGGAGACGUCAGCGCACGGGAGCUACUCUGAAUGGGACGCCGUCCCGCGUCCCGGCACGUCACAGCAUCAUUAAGUUCACCACAGGCACCUGUACCGACGCCGCCGUGCACUCCUGCGAGCUGUGCGGCAAGGGCUUCCGCCUGCAGCGCAUGCUGAACCGGCACGUCAAGUGCCACAGCCAGGUGAAGAGGCACCUGUGCACCUUCUGCGGGAAGGGCUUCAACGACACCUUUGAUCUGAAACGCCACGUCCGGACCCACACCGGAAUUCGUCCUUACAAAUGUGAGGUUUGCAACAAAGCAUUUACCCAGCGGUGUUCCCUGGAAUCCCACCUCAAGAAGAUUCACGGAGUGCAGCAGCAAUACGCCUACAAGCAGAGGCGAGACAAACUGUACGUGUGCGAGGAUUGCGGCUACACCGGCCCCACGCAGGAGGACCUGUACCUGCACGUCAGCAGCGUCCACCCCAGCAGUGCCUUCCUGAAAAAAACCUCAAAAAAACUCGCAGCGGUCUUGCAAAACAAACUGAGCCCUGUCCUGCAGAGGAGCUCCAAAGAUGACGACAAAGAUGAGUAACGCGGUGGAUUACAAUGGUCUGCAGGAAUGAAGUUUACACGUAGGACUACAUAUAUAUUAUUUUUUUAAAAAACUAUUUUGAAAUAAAUCCCUGAAAGAAAAGGGAUACUUUUGUUAAUGGGACUCUCUUGAUACUGGUAGAACCUCAACUUGAAAGAAAUAUUCCCACAAAUCAUACAAACGUCAGACUUUAUCUGGUCAAAAAAAUGGAAACCCUAACCCUAAGAUGGAGUAUUUACUGACCCUGGCAUUCAGGUAACCUGACUGCCAUUUCAGCUCUCCUACACAUCUGAACGGUGCUGACAAAGAAGCUCACCUUUCCCCAGCACAUUUCUUCAAGACAGUAACAGUUACCUCCUGCAAAAACUACUGUUGAGGUGUUUGGGUGAAAGGGGCCACGUAAGAGCGGCUCCUAGUAUGCUGUUCUGAUGUGCAAAGUUCAUUAAAAUUGGCUUACAAACAGUACAGGGUAUUGGUACUUAAGUUUAAACGUGCAAAUAACCUUAGCUCUGCCCCCUGUGCAGUAAAUGAACAAUUUGCAGAACCGUUAUCCAAGAUGAGCUGAAACUUUAUUUAAAACAACACAGACCUUUUUCCCUCCUAAACUUCCCCUUCCAGCACAGAGACUCGCAUUCUAGGGACUUCAAGCUGUGAAAUCAUUUCAACCUAUUCAGAUGUAAGUGUAACCUUAACGCUGACUUUUCUGGACUCCUCAUGCUCACUUGGGAAUUGUUACCAAAUCCUUUUAACGUAAAUCAAUACCAAGCCAGAACCCCAAAGAAAUCCUUUUAACAAUUGAAAGAUAUGUAUUUGCUGUCACGAUGGAGUGUAACUGUGUGUAUUUUAUGGUGUGCGCGUGAACGUGGGUUGUUUAAAUUUUUAAAGAUCAGGUGCCUGUUCAUUAGUACAACAAAGCUGUGCAAAGCAGAUAAGAGUGUGACAUAGGCUGUCUGCCUCAUGAGACACGUGCAAAGCUGUAUGCAUAACUGCCCUCUAAUCACUGUUAGUUUAGAUGGCUCCUAGUAAGACUGAUGUUACCAGAGAAGGUGGUGUGCUGAUGACAAGGGACCAGUACUACGUCCUUGCUUUUAGGACUCCCCUUAUAUCCAACACUGUAAAUCUCUUCAGAAGCUGCUGCAACCCUUACUGGGCACUCAGGUGUCUAAGUUAGGAAAGACAGGGUGGGGUGGUAACUUCCUCAGCAACAAUCCAAGUUACACCAGUCCAAGCACAUUUAUUCAUGUCUCAUAUCUUAAUGGCCACAGCUGCUAAACACAGUUUAGAUUAAUUUAAAUGCUAAACAAUUAAUGGUUUUCACUGGUAAUUUUCCCAAUAUUUAUUUUGGGCUCAAAAGAGAAGUAUAUUUUUGGAAAAAUAUAUCCCACUCUGUACACAUUGAAACAAAUGAUCUGUAUGAGCAAUGAACUGUAACUCACCUGGCCAGGACCUUCAUAACCAUUACCACUUAAAUUGUAAGGUUCUGAGUAUCUACGUAGGAAUCAAAAAAAUAAAAAACAAAAUCAAACCUCAAGAUACCUCAGUCUUGUACAGACAUCUCCUUGGGUUCUCACAGGGAAGAGCUUUCAGCAGUUUUCCUGGCGGUAUUAGUAUUUGAUCCAGCACAAAUCUACGUGCUUGAGGUACUGAAAAUGAUGAUAAUAAAGUGAUGCUACUAUGUUAAGAACAAAUUUCACUGCUAUGUAACAGGAAAGUUUGAAAAACACUUUAAUAAACAGUAAACCUAAGGAAGAAAAAGCAUCUGAAGUAUUUAGAAGAUACUUUGCAAAAACUGCUAAGGCUCACGCGCUAAUCUCAGCUCUUCUGAGGUGGUGCCAUUAUAACUGAACAGUGUAGUAAUACAAAUGUCACUUCCCUUAACCCUCACAGUCCAGUCCCAGACAUGACUUGAGUUCAGCUAUCAGGAGGGAGUGUCAGCAGAGGCCACCUGAGCAAGUGAGUAGAAUUCACCUAACCACAAAGGAUCCAUAUGCUUAGCUCUGCUGAAACAGCAGCCCUUGGAGCAGUAGCGUAGCAGCUAAAACCAUUCCCACCUAUUUUAACUGGAUGGGGAAUUUGUGGUGCUGUGUGUGAGGAGGAGGUAGGUGCUCUUCCCACUGUAGGAACCAAUGCUUUUGACUUCCUUCCGUUACCACUGCCAAAUGAUACCUUUGCCAAAGAACGAGACAUGUCGAGGUGGGUCAUCUAUGUGAUUUUAGACAAAGAAAGCAUUCACAGCAAAAGAAUAACGUAGCGUGUAACAGUACACAGAAACAAAACUGCCCUGGAUGGAUAGCAAAGUUCCAACAAACUUGACACUACAGUUGCAGUAACUGCCCUGAACUGUCUGACAGGUUUUUCUACAGAGGACAGAUACUCCCUGUAGCAGACGCCUUGGGCAUGUCAAUUUAACAGUCUGAGAAGCAAUGCUAAACUGGUGACAAAGUGGGUCUGAGUUUGCAUGGGACUGGCAAUAGCUUGUUAUGGGACAAAACUGGCAACACCUUUACCUCUUUAGUAGUUUGAGAACUCCAAUGGGGAUGCCUGAGGCAGCCAGGCUUUCAGAAGUGCUAGACAUGAGUAACUUCCACUGAUACUGUCUACCUUCCCCUGACUCUCUGAUGUUACAAAUUAAUCCAAGACUUAAAAAUAGGUUUACAAACUGGCACUGCUAAUGAAGUUGGCAACCUUCCUCAGAAAGGCUUUUGUAAUAAACAAAUGAACACAGAUGAAGCCAACAGAUGCCUAUGCUGCCCAGGCUCAACUAGGCCUCAUUCAGUAGGAAGCAGGGUGAGGAUGAAAACUUACAAAGCUCAGGGACAUCUAAUGGCUGUCUGAUGCACUGAUGCAGGAGGCAAUCCCAUCCCAACGUUGCUCAAUUUUAUUAAUCCAAUCCUAAUCAACACAAAGAGUUCAGAACAUUUUAUCACCGCCUACUUCAGCCCGAAGCAUCGUCUCUCUCACUUAUGCUGCCCUUCUUUGCAUCCACAGAGCUGUCUAACUGACCAUCUCCAAUGGCACUGACCUACCCACUUGCUCAAAUCCUGUGAUGUGCAGAUGUACUUGCCAAACAGGUACAACUGAGUAUUCACACUGCUUCGUUACAAUU
Molecule: messenger RNA, 4964 nt
Organism: Lagopus muta (rock ptarmigan)
Lineage: Eukaryota; Metazoa; Chordata; Aves; Galliformes; Phasianidae
Gene: OVOL2
Product: ovo like zinc finger 2
Exons: 3
Coding region: 1274-1858 (194 amino acids)
Biological process (GO): regulation of transcription by RNA polymerase II; epidermal cell differentiation
Cellular component (GO): nucleus
Molecular function (GO): RNA polymerase II cis-regulatory region sequence-specific DNA binding; DNA-binding transcription factor activity, RNA polymerase II-specific
Source: RefSeq, a predicted model, not a curated record